Messenger RNA from Mesorhabditis belari, 918 nucleotides. NCBI's taxonomy places the organism in Eukaryota, Metazoa, Nematoda, Chromadorea, Rhabditida, Rhabditidae. The record is from the annotation of a GenBank genome assembly.
AUGGAGUUCUGCGAUAAUUGGGGCGAGUUGCGACAUGUGGUGGAGGGAUUGAAGAAGAAGCAGCUCAUUCAGAAACCGAAUCAUUCCACCGCCAUUCACCAGUUAGCUCACAUAGCAACGAAAAUGAAAGAUGAAGAAUGGGGUGCUCAUGCAGCGGUCUGCCACUGUGAGAUCGCGCAAAUCUACGCGAAACUCAACGAGCCAAAUGAAGAGAGAAAACAAUGGGAAAAGGCGGCGAAUGAGAUGAAAACCGAAGAAAAGUCUCAUCAUCACAAUAGAAGUCGAGUGUUUUGUCCUUGGACCUCUGAUGCAUCAGCUUGUUUUUCAAGGGCAAUCAAGAUUUUGAUGGCUUUGAAAAGUUUAAAGUUGGCAGCAAUGGUUUCUUUAGAGGCAGCUAAGCAUUCCCUUGAGGUUGAGAACUACCUGGCCGCUACAGAACACGCUAGUCGAGCAGUUCGACUCUUCGAGGGAGAGCGGCUGUGUGGAGCGGAUGCGCUUCGCGUGUUAGCAACAGCACAACUAAAAACCGAUCAAAUCGAAGCCUUGCUAGAUACUUUGGAUCAAUUGUGGACAUUAUCAAUGAAAGCAUGGCAUAACAGUACACCAAUGGGUAAAGAGGUCCAGAAAGAAGCUGACAUUGCGACAAUGCUCGUGAUAUGCAAUAGAAAAGCUCGACGUGGUCGACAAGCCGUAUUGAAGCAAACCUUCGAGAAUGGUAUUGAUUUUGAUGAGGCUGGCUGGGUACGUGGUGCCUCGGAUUCCCCUCUAACGACGAGCGAAUUCCUGUUGGUGUCCUCUUUAUGUGGAUGUCUCUCGCUAUGUCAGAAACAACUCGCCAUCGAUCUCUACUCGAAACAAUGUCAUUCAUUCUUUUCCCCUUUGUGCAAAGAGAUUUUCUUGUAUCAGUUGGAUAAAUUG